AUGUCGUGGGUUAAAGGAUCGCGACAAAUUAUUUCACACGGCAUGUACAAAAUCACCGAAAAUGACCGUUUCUCCAUUGUGCCUCCUAGUCUGCUGGAAAAGCGUGGCUUUAACCUUCUGAUUCAUCCCGUAACACCAGCCGAUAAUGACGUUUAUCGGUGUUCCAUCAUGAUUGGAGAGGGGACACAUUCAAAAUCCUAUCAUCUAAAUGUCCUUGUUCCGCCUAAGAUAACAAAAGCUCCAGCCCCGAUACUCAAAGUCGUUGAAGGGGCUCCACUACAGGUAUCAUGUGUUGCCGAGGGCAGUCCACCUCCCACAGUGACUUGGUUGAUGGAGGUGGCAAGGGGUGGUAUUCCGAUAAUUCCCCUUCGCUUUAGUAAGGAUGGUCUUGAGUUUGCGCGUGAUGUUCUUAAGGGAAUGAAAGCUGGUAGUUUUUCCUUCUUGCUAAAUAUAUCUAAUUUCCACUUUUGCUAUCAUAUGAAUUACUGCUCACAGUGA
Molecule: messenger RNA, 498 nt
Organism: Rodentolepis nana
Lineage: Eukaryota; Metazoa; Platyhelminthes; Cestoda; Cyclophyllidea; Hymenolepididae
Source: the annotation of a GenBank genome assembly